Molecule: messenger RNA, 375 nt
Organism: Aspergillus nidulans FGSC A4
Lineage: Eukaryota; Fungi; Ascomycota; Eurotiomycetes; Eurotiales; Aspergillaceae
Exons: 2
Coding region: 1-375 (124 amino acids)
Source: RefSeq, a predicted model, not a curated record
AUGAACUCGUGCAUUCUAGACAUGAAGAUUCCAGAGUCCAAGGUUACAGUGGUCACCCAGACUUCCUACCAGCAACAAGACUCCACGAUCCGACCUCCUACCAACGACGACGGCGGCUCAGUAACACCAUACAACACCCCGAUACCUUCCGCCUAUAUAUCACCAGCGACCAACGCUGAGUAUCCUGAGUCCAGCUCUCACGUGUUUACUCUUCAGGGGCAGCAAGAUAAUGGGGCCCUUAGUAUGGCGCCUGCAGAAAGUUCGCUGUUAUCUCCAGAGUAUGGCUUAGAACAAACCGUUCCGGACUAUACCAACCAAAUCUCCCUUUGGGAGAGCGACUACGGAAUCAUAUCUGCAGCAGAUAGUCCGGCCUGA